Molecule: messenger RNA, 877 nt
Organism: Fonticula alba
Lineage: Eukaryota; Rotosphaerida; Fonticulaceae
Exons: 4
Coding region: 127-753 (208 amino acids)
Molecular function (GO): acireductone dioxygenase [iron(II)-requiring] activity
Source: RefSeq, a predicted model, not a curated record
GGGGGACAAAUCAGCCAGCGACGAGAUCGUCGCCGGGCCUGUUGUUGCCUCUACCACACAUGUCCCCUCCUCUCCAUCUCUCCUCCCUAUUGUCCGUCGUGCACAUUUCCCUGCACAUUUACCACCAUGGUUUCGGCUUGGCUCAUGAGUGAUAUCGCCCCCGGCGGUGACCCCCGACUCGCCCAUGUGUCGGCCCCUCUGCCCGAGGCGCAAGCCUUUUUGAAGGACAUCGGCGUGCUAUACUGGCGUCUGGCGCCCAUUCGGCCGGAGGGCGAUCUCUCCGAUGUCCCGGAGUCCGAGUACCUGGCCCAGCUUGAUGCGGUGGCCUCGGAGCGGGGCUAUAAGAACCGCGACCAGGUGGAGAUCUCCCCCACCAAGAUGCCCAACUAUGAGACUCUUUGUGGGGUGUUCUUCCAAGAGCAUUUGCACGAUGAUGAAGAGAUCCGCUUCUGUGCCGGGGGGUCGGGCUACUUCGACGUGCGUGACCGUGCGGACCGCUGGAUCCGCAUUGCAGUCACCCCCGGUGACCUGCUGGUGCUUCCGGCCGGCAUCUACCAUCGGUUCUCGCCCGAUGAGAAAAACUACAUCAAGGCUAUUCGCCUCUUCCAGGACGCUCCCCGGUGGGAAGCGCACGCCCGAACGGUGAACAAUGUCAGCUCGGCAGCCGCGGCCUCUGUCCAGCCAGCUGGUGACCUGCGCCCGGCCCGGGCUGACUACCUGACGGCCCUGAACACCAGCCCUGGCCAUGCGUGAUGGUGGUAGCAGCUAGAUGCCCAUGCCGGGGGGAGGGCCUAUGGCCAUGCGUGUUUGUGCAUUGACAUGCCUGUGUGCACAUCCUCUGCCAAGAUAAAUAAACAGCCGAACAAGGGAAACCCCA